Molecule: messenger RNA, 1266 nt
Organism: Aspergillus calidoustus
Lineage: Eukaryota; Fungi; Ascomycota; Eurotiomycetes; Eurotiales; Aspergillaceae
Source: the annotation of a GenBank genome assembly
AUGACUACCAGGUAUCGCGUUGAAUACGCCCUCAAGUCUCACCGUCGGGACCAAUUGAUUGAGUGGAUUAAGGGCCUUCUGGCGGUUCCCUUUGUGCUACACUCCCAGCCCACCACUAUCCAACUGGAGCACGGCGAACGCCUCGCCGAAGUCGCUCAAGACACUCAUCAGCGCUACGCAGAGAUCUUCAGGGAUGUCGAAGGUCUCCUGAACGAUCACAUCCAACAUGAGCGAGAAGAAGCCGCCGGCAAAUCGAAACUAAGACUCCUUGUCCCAUCGGUUGGCACGUUCUUCACGAACCUCUACCUCGAAGAGGCGUUCAAGUACCAGGACCGCCAGCGCUACAUCAGCCGACGCCGAUUCGUUGCGCCCUCCUUCAACGACGUCCGACUAAUCCUCAAUUCCGCCCAGCUGCUCGGUCUCGUCCGGAACAAGGGGCUACAGCUCGUCACCUUUGAUGGAGACGUGACCCUCUACGACGACGGCGAGUGUCUCGCCGACGAUAACCCCGUCAUUCCACGCAUCCUCAGACUCCUCCGUCAGAACAUCAGAGUCGCGAUCGUGACUGCUGCCGGCUACACUGACGCUGCAAAGUACUACGAGCGGCUCAAGGGUCUACUUGAUGUAAUGCACAGCUCCACGGAGCUCUCAGAGAAACAGAGAUCCAAUCUCGUCGUUAUGGGCGGCGAAGCGAACUAUCUCUUCCGCUACGAUUCCGAGUCCCCGCACAAGCUGAAGCACGUCGAUCGGGAAGACUGGCUCCUCCCGGAGAUGAAAUCCUGGAACCAGGAGCAUGUUACGAAACUAUUGGAUAUUGCCGAGUCUUCGCUGCGCGCUUGUGUAGCGAAUCUUAACCUCUCAGUCUCGGUGCUCCGAAAAGAUCGCGCGGUCGGCGUGUUCCCGCAGAAAAAGGGUCAGCUGCUGCGAGAGCAACUGGAGGAGACUGUGCUUGUGGUGCAAAAUACAGUCGAAAGAUCCGAAGUCGCGAACCACCUUCCCUUCUGCGCUUUCAACGGCGGCAACGACGUCUUCGUCGACAUCGGCGACAAGUCGUGGGGUGUGCGUGCCUGCCAGCGCUACUUCGGCGGCAUUGAUGCUGCACACACACUCCACGUCGGAGACCAGUUUUUGUCAGCCGGAGCGAAUGAUUUCAAGGCCCGACUCGCCUCGACAACGGCCUGGAUCGCGAGUCCGGCGGAGACGGUUGUUCUUCUUGAUGAACUGGAUAGUCUUCAGAAUCCGGUUGCUGAUUCACCUGCAUCAUAA